This is a messenger RNA of Micromonas pusilla CCMP1545, 6842 nucleotides long. RefSeq lists its product as uncharacterized. The transcript has a single exon. Lineage: Eukaryota; Viridiplantae; Chlorophyta; Mamiellophyceae; Mamiellales; Mamiellaceae. The record is from RefSeq and is a predicted model, not a curated record. The coding region runs from base 35 to 6739 and encodes 2234 amino acids.
CUUCGUAUGGAUCGGCCCGCAGUCGCUGACGAAGAUGUACUUUCAAACGGAAGCCGAUUGGUUGACGUACGGCGUCGCGAUCAAAGCGUACACGCUGAGCGACGGCGUCACCGUCGUGGACGAACGCGUGACGACCGGCGUAUACAACGGGCCCGACGCCGUCAGCGGGUGGACGCCCGGGUAUCAUCUCGAAGCCUCGACCGGGUCCUCGGGGAAUCACGUCCUGUCCAUCUUCUCCGGGUGCUCCACCGCGCCUGGGUCCUGCGACGAGACAAACAGGCAGGACCACAUCACGACGUAUUUCAAGUUUAUGCUCCACGCGCAAGAGAUCUUGCGCCCGAACCUGAUCUGGACGCUCGUGGACUCGCUCGAUUCGGAUGGGUUAACGACGAGGACGGAUAGCGCCGGGAGCAUCGUCACGAAACGCUCCGCGAGCGGCGCGAUGGUGACCGUGCAAGAUCGAUACAUCGUCGGCGUCGGCGGUCCUUCCUACAAUUUCGGCUCUGGAGCGGGGGCGCGGAUCACCGUGUACGACACGUCCACGUUGAUCGAAUACACGCACACGGCGGACGAAGACGUAGACAAGCUCGAGUUCCCCGCGAUCGCGGCUUGGGACGAUUACGCGUGUUCGUCCUGUCCCGACACCAUCGUCGGCGCGUUCCUCAUCACGGGCGGUCGCGUGAGCUCCGCCUUCGGCCCGAGCACGACGACGCAGGAACAACAAGCGUACAACGUUUACCUCGGAAAGAUCGAUCUGACCUCCGGCGUGAUCACGGUGUCCAUCUCGCUUCUGUACGCGUACGACUCGAGCACGAACGACUCGAGCAUGCCCGCGCGUUUCGGAAGCGUCGCGUGGGUCAUCGGUAACUCUUUCAUGAUUCAAGGCGGCUUCCACCUCGGCAGUCACGCCCUAGGCUUGGAACUCAACGAGUACGCUACGGACUGCACGGCCGACGCGACUGGUCGAGUGUGGGCGUUCGACGCGGGACUGACGGACGCCGGCGUUCUCGCGUCGACCGCCCCGUGGUCCCUCGUCGCGGAAGCCCCGGAAGCGACGACGACCGCGUGCACGACCUCUGAAGUCGUCGCCGCGGGCAUCGAGGGGGGGCUCGGGCGCGGCCGCCACGCGGCGACGCUCGUGGGGAACACCUCUGUUCGCAUCUCCGGCGGGUUGCGGCAUGCCUCGAGCAUGCCCGCGUUCGUAUCCUCGCUCUACGAUCAGUGGGAGUUGGACCUUGCGACGUACACCUGGACGCAGUACACGGCGACGAGCUGGUCCUCGGAGUCCGUUCCCUCGGAUCGAAACCGUUGGGACCACGCGAUGGUGACGCUCGGCGAGUCCCGCGUCGUCGUCGCCGGCGGUAACUGCUUGACGGAUGCUCACUGCGUCAGCGAAUACGUCUUCACGCAACCGUCCGGCACGGCCGCGUUCGUCGACGAGUUCGGCGAGCAAAGCGACACGGAGUACUCCGCUCUCACCGUGGACGACAGGAUAUCUCUGGCGACCGCGCCCACCGGGCUCGCGCGCGAGUCCUUGGCCUCCGUUGGCGUUGGAACGUCCAGCCGGACCGUGCUGUGCGGCACGCACUUGUACACGUUUUCGCUCGUCGACCCUACAUCCGAGUCCAGGGACGCGCCGGGCGGACUCGUGUGGAGGUACAAGCUCGUGAGCUACGUCUCCCCCACCGGAAGCAACACGAAAUACUCGACGGACGAGUUUCACGGAAGUUCGACCUCUCCGUUCCAAACGAUAUCAUACGCCGUGAACCGCGGGUUCGCCCCGGUGACGGUUCUCAUGAGCGGCUCUCACACGGACAUUGCGGGGAGCAACGAUAUUCACGUCGCCGGCCCUCUGGUGAUUUCCUCCGCGACGUACUUAGCCUCCACGGCCGCUGGGUACCCGACGACGUGCUCGAUGAACGUCAACGCGGCGACGACCGCGUCGGAGGCGGCGGUGUGGCGACAAACCUGCGUCGGCCCCGUCGUCGUGACCGGCCAAGCGGGCGCGGUGGUCGCCGCGAGCGGCCUUCAAGGCGGGUUCAUCAUCACCGGCGGCGUGAAGGUCCUCCUCGAUAACUUCGAGAUCUCCGGGGCGUUCGCCGAGUCAGGCGGCGCGAUUUACGCGGACAACCUCGAGUGGCACGACUACAACGAUAACACCGACGGCAGCGCGCUCGUGUUUUUACAACGCAUGACGCUCACGGACAGCACGUCGCUGAAAGCCGGCGGGGCGAUAUUCACGAAGCGCAACAUGCACGUAUUCAAAACGACCAUCUCAAACUGCGCGGCGGUUCUGUACGGCGGAUGCGUGUACUUCGAGGACGACACGACGCAGCCGCUGUUGAUGGACGAAGUCACGAUCGUCGGCGGCGACCUUUCGGCGGCGAACAGCGGCUUCGCCGCCGGGAUAAACCAAGGCGGGUUGAUAUAUUCGACGGGAACGAUAGAGAUCGUCAACUCGGCCCUGUCCGGCGGGUACGCGAAGCACGGCGGAGGGAUUAACCUUGAAGGUACGACGAGCGUCGUGUCUUUCCUCACCGACAGUACGAUAUCCGGGUGCUACGCGGUCUCAAACGAAGGGCUUGGCGGCGGAAUUUACAUAAGUCAAAACGAUCUUUUCUACCCCGUGGACAAGUACGAUGACUACAAUCGGCGCGGCCUGCAAGCGUGGAGCUCGACUAUCACUGGAAACAUGGCGUUCGCGGGUGGCGGCGUCUUUAUGAAUCGCGGACUCAUGAUGUUUUAUGGGUGCACUUUAUCCAGUAAUUAUGCCACCGACGAGGGCGGCGGACUGUUCGCGAGCGCCAGCAUCGUUGGCAUCUGGAGUUCCUCGAGCGUAAACAACAACAUUGCCAACCGAGACGGCGGCGGUGUGCUCGUUACUCUGUCGACGUUGUACGUUUUGGAAUCUACAUUCGACAGUAACUACGGCUUACGCGGGGCAGCCAUCCGCUCGCGCGACUGCCGUGCAGAGAUUGGCGGGAACAUUGUCGUGAUCGAGGACUCGACGAUCCAGAAUCAUUUUUCUUUUUCCGCGGGUGCGGUUUUCUCCGAAGACACGACCACUCAGCACAUAGAUACCACGUUCGAUAACAACAUCGCGUACCGCAUCGGCGGCGCUGUGUACACUCGCGGGCUGACCUAUCUCCAUAGCGUCGGCUCGACGUACAAAUACAACUACGGACUCUACGGCGGCGGGCUCGCGUUGAUGGGGAGAACGGCGGCGAUCUCCACCGCGACGAUCUCUAAUAACUGGGCGUUCCGAGACGGCGGCGGCGUCCUCCUCGAAUCCAUGGCCUCGGUGACGUUCACGAGCUGCACGAUCUCCGGCAACACGGCGUGGACGGGGUACGGCGGCGGCGUCUCGCUAUACGGCGGUGGACGAUCGAACGACGUCGGCACACUUCCUCUGUCCACGAGCACGAUCAGCGGAAAUAACGCGCAAUACGGCGGCGGCCUCGCGGAAAUUUGCGAAGAGGACGACUACGACCAGUACUUUGGAACGUGCGCGCAAUACUUCUUGCAGACGGACAACACGAUCACGUCGAACGGCGCGUGGAGCGCCGGCGGCGGCGUGUACUGGGCGACGAACCCGCCCAUCGCGUGCUUUUGCGGCGCGUGCACGACGACGGCCAUCGCGCAGGAGAUUCACGUCGACGCGACGCUCCCGUGCAACGACCUGUCCGGGAACCAGGUGUACGAGGACACCUACGGCUCGUACGUGUACACCGACGACGGGUUCGUCAUCGAUUACAUUGUGGCGUACGGCCCAGAGAUCGCGUCGGCGACGGCGGCUUACGUCGCCGUCGGCGAAGAGGCCAACACGGUUUUCGCCCCCGGGGUGGUCUCCGAGACGCCGAUCGUCGUCACGCUCGUGGACGUGUACGGUCAGACGGUGACGUCCGGCUCCACCUCGAACGCGACGGUCUGGGCGACGUACCCGGACGGGGUCACGAUGACGUCCGGGGGCAUGACGGACUUGUACCGGGGCACCGGGAGCAUUUACCUCGGUUUCGUCGCGGAGGCGGGGACGUACGAUAUCGAGUUCGUCUUCCAGAACGACAUGGAGACCGUGAGCUCGUUCAACUUGAUGAACACGAUUUACUCCAACUACUACGGCUUCCUGUACUCCGGGCCGCUCGAGACGACGGGGACGAUGUCCGUGACGAUCACGUCGUGCGAGCUCGGCUAUUUCCUGAACGCGGCGAACUCUUGCGAGGGGUGCGGCGAGGGGCAUUACUCCCCCGCGGGCGCGGUCGCGGGCGUGUGCUACGAGUGCCCCGCGGGAUAUUUCAACGACGACGAGAGCGCGUCGGGCCCGAGCUGCACGCCGUGCCCGGCGGGGUAUUUCCUCGCCACCACGGGCGGGCAGAGCCAGGCGGAGUGCACGCAGUGCUCGUCGGUCUCCGUGAGCGCCAUGGGCUCCAAAACGUGCACGGUCUGCGGCCCGGGGUUGACGCCAAACUCGAAGAAAGACGCGUGCGAGACGUCCGAAGACGUCUACAUCGUCGUCGUCUCGUUAAUCUGCGCGUUAAUCGUCGCCAUGAUCGUGUAUUGCUGCGUGCACUUCCGCCCCGGCGAUAAGAAGGUGAAGAUCAUCAUGAGGCAGAUGCGCGAGUCGCAAGGAAAAGGGCUCAUAGACUCCGCGGCGGAGCGCGAGCGCGUCGCGGCGCAGUCCAUGGACGAUUUAACUCGCGAGGUGAAGGUCACCGCCGCGGCGUCGAGCGCGGUGGACGCCGCCGCGAGGGCGUCCGUCGCCGCGGCCGCGCUUCUCACCGGUCUCGACGCGGAGACGCUCGCGAACGACAUCGCUCCCGUCGUGAGCUCGCAGCGACGGGCCGUCGAGAGCGCCGUGAACCAGAUGACGUACACCUGGGGCGCGGACGGCACCUCGAUCACCAAGUCGGAGGAAAACGAAAUCAUGGCCGCCGUGGACGUCGCCGUCAAGGCUGUGUGCACGGCGACGCAGCAAGCCGCGGACGCGGACGCCGCGGGGACGCUCGAAGCCGUCGCCGAGGUGACGGACAAGUCGCUGUCGAAAAAACUCUCCGCGCGCGUCGCCAAGGCGAACGACAUCGAGAACGACGUCACCGCCGCGAUCUGCAUGGCCGCGCACCUGGACGCCAUCGAAGCGGUAAACGAGGCGAAAGAGGUGUUGCUCACGCUUCCGAAGGGCCCGCAGUUCGACGCGCACAAGCUGAAGUAUCAAGAGGCGCUCGAGGCGAUCGAGGAGCGGAUCAACGCCACGGCGCUCGCGAGGCGGUAUGCGACGCAGGCGCGCAUCAACCGCCGCGGCAUCAACCCCGCGCCCGCGCCGGGGACCCCCGAGGCCGCCUCGGAGGCGAAGACGGACAUCGAGGAGUGCUAUCACUUCAUCGCCGGGAUCGAGUCCACCCUGCAGAUGCUCUCGAAGGUUUCGGAGAAGAACGCGGCGAUCGCGCGGGCCAAGGCGAAACUGGGUCCCAUGAUUACGAACACCGCGAACAAGUGCCGGACGAAAAUCGACGCCGCGUACGGCGCGAGAAAGGCGAAGGCUCUCGAGGAAGACUUCCCGAUGACGGAUCCCGUCGGCGUCAUCGCCCUCGAGUCGAUCAUGGAGUCGACGUUGCACAUGCAGCGGCUCUCCGCGGAAGCCGCCGUCGGCCUCGCACUCGCGAUUCAUCCGGGGAAAUUCUCCGACGCGAAUCUCACCGUGGCCGUGCAAGCGGAAGCGCUCGCGGGACGCGCGCUCCCCGCGGCGCAGAUGGCCAUGUCUCGUCACAUGGCGGACGCGUUCGACGCGCAAGGUAUGGACCCGUUCGAGGCGGCGAAGCACGCGGCGGAUCUCGCGACGAGUCUCGAAUCGAUGCACGACAAGUUCGAAACAAUCUCCGCUCGCCGUCACGGCGCGCUGAUGAAGAUGAUCAUCGACGCGGCGAACUUGAACGGGCCGCCGAACGACGCGGACGUGGAAGCCGCGACCGCGAGCGCGACGGCGACGCUCGAGGGCGACUUCAAAGAGGCUGCGGAGUCGGUGCUCGCGAUCCAACACCCCGAAGGGAUCGAACCGGAGGCGUCGAAGGACCUGACCGAGGACCAGAACCAAGUCGCGAACGAUCUCUCGCAAGCGGCGCAGACGUCUCUGGCCGACGAGAUCGCAGCGUUGAGCGCGUCGCAGGCGAAAGAGGCGGACGAGCGGAAUGCGGCGCUCGAGCAGCUCGCGAACUUGGAUCUCGCGGACGCGCACGCGCAGGAGAUGUUGCAGAAGCUCACCGCGAAGGUCAUCGCCGCCGGGUUUGAAGGACGCGACUACGAAAAGUUCGACGGCGUCGCGUCCAUUCUGAACCAAGCGCAGGCGGGGAUGGCUCUCAACUUCGCGAACGCGCGCUCGGAUCUGGACGCGCAGACCAUGGCGAUGAACCGCCAGCUCGAGAAGUCCGCGGCGCGGCACAACCAGGAUCUGAGCGACCGUCUCACGAAACGCGAGGAGACGGGGCCACAGAAGAAGCUCGGGUUUUUCGGGCGGACCAAGGAGGCGGCCCGAGAGCGCGCCGUCGCGGCGACGAUCUCGAAACAGAUCGCCCUGGCCGGCGGCACGAAAGGGAUGGAUAAAGAGGCUAUAUCCGCGAUGAUGAAGGAGCACGUCGACAAGCUCGUCGCGAUGAACAACAAGCUCGAGGACGUGAACAAGUCGAAACACGACAACUUGAUGGCGCGGUUGGCGAAAAAGAAGGCGGGGAACCAAGUCGCGCCGGUGUGACGCGGCGGCGACGUCGGGUCGCCCGCCUGAAGUACACCCUAGGUCGUAGAUAAUCCAUCGUGUCUACGUUGUAUAUAUAAGGUUAUUCACAUUAUUCGUUCAU